ACUAAGCUGCCACUCCCCCAAACACUGCAAUGCAGCCAUGCUAGCUAGCAGCUACCUACUGGAUCAGUUGAGUGUGCAUAGAAGCUAUUAGCCAAAUUACAAGAUAUGAACUCCAUGGAUAACUGCCUGUAUGCAACUGCAUCUAACUUUGGGGUUGUUGAGGACCAAGACUCCAGGAAACCCUGGGUGAAAGAUGUGACUGUACCAGAGACCAUCAAGAGAAAGUAUCCAUCCAAACAUUAUGUGUACAAAGUGGUUGUCAAGUGGACCAAUGGCUCAGAGACAACCAUUUAUAGGAGAUACUCCAUAUUCUUCGACUUUGUGGUGAAGCUGCAAGAGUUGGUAUCCAAGUUGCUCAUGAUCAACCCUCAGCUGGAGGAUGCAGACCUCACUCUACCAGAUCUACCAGGCAAGUCACUGCUGGUACGGACCCAGACUCACCAGGUGGCAGAGAAGAGACGGAAGAAAGUGGAGGAAUUCUGUCAGCAACUGAUACAGCUCCCACCAGAGAUCUCAGAGUCAGGUUUAGUGUUUGGAUUCUUCAACAUAUGGCCUGACGACACGCUGCUGAGAGAUCAUAGUCAGAGCGGCCCAGGUCAUGUGAUCUCUGCCCCAGUGCUGGUGUCCAAUGGAAAGGACUCCCCCCCUCCCCUCCUCAAGACCAACGGCUCCCUCAGCCUCAGCGAUGUAACCACACCCACCCAGGAGAAGGAGACAUCACCUCCCCCACUCUCACAUUCCGUAGCUGCUAAUGCAAACUCACUGGAUUCGAUCAUCUCCCACCCCGAUGAGAUGGAGAGCUUGGAGCAGUAUCGUGUCCUUGGUGACUAUGAGCGCAAGGACUCCCAUCAGGUGGACCUGUUCACAGGCCAGCUGGUGCACGUCAUAGAGAAGCAUGACACUGGCUGGUGGAUGGUGAUGUCAGAUGAUGAACAAGGCUAUGCUCCAGCUGCUUUCCUUGAGUCUCUCAAUGAUGGCUCACAGGACAAGGACGAGCAGCUGCACACGGACGCGGACGAAGUGUACGAGGCUAUGGAGGGCUACACACCUAUCAGUGAUGACGAGGUCGGCUUCAGGGCUCAGGACAGAAUCAUCGUCAUUGCAAAAUCAAUGGAUGGCUGGUGGAAAAUAAGGUGUAACGGACAGACUGGCUUUGCUCCAGCUGCUCUGAUACGACGUGCCCCAAGUGGACAGAGUACGUUUGAGUCAGAGAAAGCUAUCUAUGAGGAGCUCAACAUUCAUCAACCACCACCACGGAGGAACACUCUGGACCGCUCGCUGGUGAACCAUGUUCCCCCCGGCUACCUCUCCCCUCGUACCCAUCCAGAGCUAGCCAAUAUCAUGGAGAACAUAUAUUGUGACCCCGCAGAGAAUAGCUCAGACGACGAUGAUCAUAUUUAUAAAGUGCCUCGUUCGUCUGUCGACCUACUGCCUCAAUCCAACGGGCCCACAAGACAGAGGAGCACGAGUGGUGGUGUGCUUCGUAGGGGGUCUAGUGGUGGUGGGGGGUCUAGUGAAGUGAGGAGAACAUCUUCCGGUGCUUCUAAUCCAACUAAACGAUUGUCGGGUCAUUCGCAACGAUCGGUUCGAAGUACGUCCAAAUCUGUGUCCCCUACGCCGCCCCAAGGGAGUGACGAAUACAGCGAUGGCACUGAUGGAAGUGAGGCCAUCUACGCUAAUGAUGCAGAGAUGAAGAGUCAAACACCUGUGAAGAAGCCAGUCUUAGCUCCGAAGCCGGCACCACCACCUAAACCCAAACCUAAAGCAGAGCCUGCUAUAGUGGAGGACUUGUAUGAGUCUAUGGAGGCUGCCCCUCUUAGUAAAGAACAAUCUACUCCAAAAAGAGGCUCCAUUGAAAACGCUGAUUUGUCAAAACAAUCUAUCAAAAGUUCUCUAGCAAUCAACAAACCACCACCUCACACUCCAACGAAAGGCAUCACUGCUUCAAAACGAACGCCUCGAAGUUCUGACCUGAUUCCAAACCACACGUCAUGUGACUACGAGGACCUGGACAAGCUGGACCCCCCAACAAAGAGCAACCUCAUCCCUGCCCUCGAUGACUAUGUGGACAUGUCCGGGGUAGAUCCCAUAGAGGACCUCAAGAGAGGCGAUGAGGUCGCCACUAGAGCACCUAAGGACAAGACAGAAGCCCCACCCCCUCCGCCGCGUGUGGGUAAAAUGCCGACGAAGCAGUCUCUCAACAAAUCGUUCAGCAUCGACCCGGAGCUGCCAGUGUUUGAGGAUGAAUACAUUCAUAUGGAGUCCUCCCCCAUGGAAGAAGUACCUCCAACGAAUUCCAUGUCUUCUCCCCCGGCUGCUCACAGUCCCCCCAAACCCAGGAACCCCAAGCCUCCACCACCACCUCCCUAUUCACCCAAAGCCAAAGAUAUACUUACGAGGAAGCCGGCUCUCUCCCGCGCUAAGAGUAUGGAGGACCUCCUCUCCUCCAGUAGUGACACCUCUGAUACAAGAGCUCAACAAUACAGCCCACCUCUCUUACAAAACAACGCUGCCCCGCCCCUUCCUGCUCGUAACCCACCCACUGAAAAACCACCAGAGCGUGACGUCGGUUUCCUACCCUUAAAUAAACCAAAGCCGGGAAAAACUAGGAAUUUUUUCAAGCGAAACAAGCAAACUUCAGAGUUUAAUGAUUAUCAGCAGAAACCUCUGGAACGAAGUGUAUCUCCUAUAGCAAGACACAGUAUAUCCCCUCCGGGCGUACAAGAGAUAUCAUCACACCCACCUCUAAUGCACAGAAACUCUGAGCCUGCACUCAUUGCUGCUAUUAAUCAGAAGAAAAUAACGUACGUGGCUGUAUUCUCGUUCUCGGCAACUUCCGACAGUUGCCUCAGUUUCUCGAUUGGGGACAAAUGUAAUCUGAUUAAGAUAAACCAAAAGUCUGGUUGGUGGCUGGUGAGGGUUGGGGAGAAGAUGGGCUGGACCCCCGGGGACUACUGGAAGGAGCUGAAUGCAAGGGAUCGGUCAGUGUCCAAUGCUCCCCUACCAAGUGUUCCUCCUCCAGUUGUCAGGAAGCCACGCAGUCACACAGAGGCGGCCGUAGAUACCCCCCCUGGAUUAGACUUGACCUCCAGCAGUGACCUCGACAAUAUCCAUAGGUCUAAUGCUCUCCUACCAAGUGUUCGUCCCCCGGUCACCAGGAAGCCACGCAGUCACACGGUGGCAGCCGUAGAUACCCCCCCUGGAUUAGACUUUACCUCCAGCAGUGACCUCGACAAUAUCCAUAGGUCUAAUGCUCUCCUACCAAGUGUUCGUCCCCCGGUCACCAGGAAGCCACGCAGUCACACGGUGGCGGCCGUAGAUACCCCCCCCGGACUGGACUUGACCCCCAGCAGUGACCUCGACAAUAUCCAUAGGUCCAAUGCUCCCCUACCAAGUGUUCCUCCACCAGUUGUCAGGAAGCCACGCAGUCACACGGUGGCAGCCGUAGAGACCUCCCCUGGACUGGACUUGACCCCCAGCAGUGACCUCCUCAACAGUAUCCAUAGCAGCGGAGGGUACAGUGCCGAUAUCGAGAACUCUCUGGUUGACUCCGGGAGACAUAAGGGGAAACCCUCGCCCCCCAAAUCAAUGCCCAUCACAGAGCCAGGCCCUCCAACUCCGUCCAAGAGGCCAGCCAAACCACCACCUCCACAGAAGUACAGCAGCACUAGCAGUGUAGUAGGAGCGCCUCCUCUACCACCAGCUAACGCCACUCGUAGACUUGGCUCUCAGACCUCAGCCCCUGAGGUGGGCCUUACCAGUCCAAGCAGAACUGCCCCAUCCCCCCUUAAACCAGGGGAUGUCCCCGCUGAAGAUUACGUUACACUGGACGAAGUCACCGAGUCGAUAGAAAAUGCAGUUUGGUUUGCUGGAAAGAUGGAGAGAGUUCAGGCUGAAAGUUUCCUAAUGGAUAAUGGAAGACAAAGAGAAUUUCUUGUUCGAGAGAGAACAACUAAAGAUGGCUACUACGCUCUGUCUGUCCGGUACCACUACAAUAUCAGGCACUUCAACAUAGACCCCACCCCUGACGGUCAGUACUGUAUGGGAAGUCUCAUGUUCCCGAGCAUCGACGAUAUCAUUAUACACUAUCAGACAAACUCUCUAUUCAUCCAUGACAACCAGCACGUCACACUCGGGCAAGCCGUAUCUAAGAGGAAGAGCCGCAUGUCUGACAAGGCGAAUGGUGUAUAGCAUGAACAUAUUGUUGAACAGUAAUCAAUCAGUGCUGUGUUUUUAAACUGCAUUUUCACAUCUAUUUGUUGCUCCUUUUAUAUUUUAUGUGAACAAGAAUAAUAUUGUGUGUGCUUUGUGUGCGUGUUAAUGUUUGCCAUGAACUUUAAUAAGAAUGUUGAUGAGUAUAUAUAAAAGUUCAGAAAUUUGUAA
This is a messenger RNA of Halichondria panicea, 4383 nucleotides long. RefSeq names its product SH3 and PX domain-containing protein 2A-like. Lineage: Eukaryota; Metazoa; Porifera; Demospongiae; Suberitida; Halichondriidae. Gene Ontology annotation, cellular component: cytoplasm. The transcript is spliced from 19 exons. The record is from RefSeq and is a predicted model, not a curated record. The coding region runs from base 106 to 4191 and encodes 1361 amino acids. Gene Ontology annotation, molecular function: protein binding; phosphatidylinositol binding.